AUGAAGACCAUGAAGAAAGACACUCCACUGACCGCUCUUGAAGAACCAAUUCUCAUCGCCAAGUUACAGAAAAUCCCUCGCAAGUACGGUCCACCAACACGUCGCCUAGGCAGCGCAGCCGAGAAGAUCAACCCUUGCAAACCAACGAGGAAGUUACUCGAUCUCGCCCAAAUCGUAAACGUCAUCAACGUGACCGACUAG
This is a messenger RNA of Prunus armeniaca (apricot), 201 nucleotides long. Lineage: Eukaryota; Viridiplantae; Streptophyta; Magnoliopsida; Rosales; Rosaceae. The record is from the annotation of a GenBank genome assembly.